Messenger RNA from Vitrella brassicaformis, 1536 nucleotides. NCBI's taxonomy places the organism in Eukaryota, Vitrellaceae. The record is from the annotation of a GenBank genome assembly.
GGAUCGCACGGCGGCGCAGACAAGUCGUCACAUUCAUUUCGUUUUUUACGACCAUGGGCCAGGCCUCGUUUGGCUUCCCGCUCCACACUCACACACAGCAGGAAACCACGUUUCUCUGCUGUGUGUGUUUGGAGCAUGUCAGCAUCUAUCAUGCCUUUCGGCCGGCAUGCAACCAUCCCACGUGCAGAGCAUGCCUGACCGAAUACGUCAAGACGAAGACAAACGACGGCGAGGUCAACGGUAUGGCCUUGAACACACACCAGAGCUCUUGCUCUUUCUGUCUGUCUAAUAUGUGUGUUUCAGACAAAGAUCUCAUCUGCCCGCACCACGACUGCAAGGCGGUGAGAACGAAGAAGUCCCAUGCACGACUCGGAGCGCGCCAUUGCAUGUUGUGGUCGUCAGAAGCUGCGCACAGAUGACAUUCUUGACCUCCUCCAGCACGAGCCGGAGACCCUCACGAAGUUCCUCGACUUCAAGUAACCAAAGACGCGCACGAGACGAAUACAGCCAACACUUCUUUUUUCAGAGCCCAACACUUCAAGCCUGAAGGGCGGGACGCGUUCGAGUGCAUCAUGUUUCAGUGCCCCACGCCUAACUGCGCAUGGAGUAUGGUUCCCAGCGACGCGAUGAAGGCAAGUAAACAGACGUGAUGAGUGCACAUCAAUCAUGCUUUGAUCGUGAUCGUGCAGGUGCAGUGUCUGGGUUGCAAGAAGUACUGGUGCCCCCAGUGUUCGGGGGAGCCUCACCUUCCCUACACAUGCCAGGAGGCGCCCGACGAGCGGGUCAAGCAGUGUCUGCGGGAUAUUGGCGGACACGUACGCAUAUACGCAUUCGAGCGACUGUCGACCUUCUCGACAGUGAAUACCGUGUGUGACUGUCUUGCAGCAAUGUCCCGCGUGCGGCAUGGGCAUCGAGAAGAAGGGCGGCUGCCAGUUCAUGCGGUGCAAACUGGUCAGGGCAUAAGGCGUCAACUUUGCAUAUUGCUUGAUCAUCCUUCGUGUGUCUGAUUUGCGAUUUGCAGUGCAACCACACGUACUGCAACGUUUGCGGCGCAUCCGUCACUCCCGCCGAGGUAAGCCGGUGACCUACACGUACCAUCCAUCUGCCAACCAAGAUGCCCUCUUAUCCAUGCAGGAACACGCUCACCUGAAGUUCGGCCUAUUCGCAAAUGCGUGCGUGAACGUCCCCAAGACUGGCUAGACCGAAGACCUCGGGGUCAAGAGGCGGGUUGGGUGCGUGUUGCCUGUGCCCGCGUCUGUCUGUGCAUGUGGACCGGGUCAGCGGUGAAGGUGACAACCAGCUAGGCACAUACACACACACACACACACACAGAGAGAGAGAGAGAGAGAGAGUAUUCCGAAAGUGUCUUCAGUGCAUGUGUGUCGAGCUGUCAACCGGGCCUUGUGACGUGCGUAUGGAUGUGUGUUGUGUGUGCCAACACCAAUCAUGCCAUGCAUGCUCACUGGCUGACUGGCUGGCUGAAGUGGAUCGAUGCAGUGAGGCCGACGUGUCCACACUCUCUUUUGAACAGUCGCU